Lingula anatina is the source of this 1312-nucleotide messenger RNA. Its product is annotated as short-chain dehydrogenase/reductase family 42E member 1. The record is from RefSeq and is a predicted model, not a curated record. NCBI's taxonomy places the organism in Eukaryota, Metazoa, Brachiopoda, Lingulata, Lingulida, Lingulidae. Gene Ontology annotation, biological process: steroid biosynthetic process. Gene Ontology annotation, molecular function: oxidoreductase activity, acting on the CH-OH group of donors, NAD or NADP as acceptor.
UUCCGGGUUACUCAGUGAGAUCACUGGCGGGUGUUAUAAAACAUUACGGGUCACAGUAUAAUUUAUCUCCAAAAAUCUGAGAUGGUCCUGCUACGUAAUAGAAAACAGACUGGUGAGCCUGUGAAGGAAAAACAUAUAGUAACAGGUGGUGGAGGCUAUCCUGGCUAUCGCCUAGGGAAAGCGCUUGUAGCUGAGGGAAUACAAGUGGUGUUGUUUGAUAUUAUAGAACCAUGUGGGGAAUUAUUAGAAAGCAUGGAGUUUGUUAAGGGUGAUAUAAGAAAACAGAGUGAUGUGGAAAAUGUGGUCAAAGGAGCAGACUGCAUAUAUCAUCUGGCAUCAUAUGGUAUGUCUGGAAGAGACCAGCUUAACAAAAAGCAAAUAGAAGAAGUGAAUAUUAAAGGUACACAAAAUAUAAUUGAAGCCUGUAUUAAGUAUGGUGUCCAGCGCCUUGUAUACACCAGUACCUUCAAUGUUGUCUUUGGGGGCCAGGAAAUCAGAGAUGGAGAUGAAACCAUACCCUACCUCCCUCUGGAAAAACAUCCAGACCACUAUUCCAGAACUAAAUCAAUUGCAGAAAUGAAAGUUAUGGAAGCUAAUGGAACUAAAAUUGCAGAUGGAAGGGUGUUGAGUACCUGUGCUCUCCGCUUGGCGGGGGUGUAUGGUCCUGGAGAAAUGCGGCAUCUUCCUAGAAUUGUGUCUUACAUAGAACGUGGGCUGUUUGCAGUGACGUAUGGUGCUAGGGAUUCAUUGGUGGAGUUUCUCCAUGUGGAGAACUUGGUGCUGGCACAUCUUCUGGCAGGAAAGGCACUUUCUAAAGAAAAGGAACAUAUAGCUGCUGGCCAAACCUAUUUCAUAUCAGAUGGCAAGCCUGUCAAUAACUUUGAGUUCUUUAGACCUUUGGUAGAAGGUUUAGGUUAUUCUUAUCCAAAAGUCAAUGUACCUUUGACUCUCGUGUAUUUUUUUGCAUUUAUAACAGAGAUGGUUCAUUUGAUGGUCUCCAAGGUCUACAACUUUCAACCAUUGUUGACCAGAACUGAGGUCUACAAGACAGGUGUUACACAUUAUUUCAAUAUAGGGAAGAGUCGGAGAGACUUGGGUUAUGAACCCAUUAAACAAAAUGACCUACAAGAUGUAGUAAAACAUUUCAUAAAGCUUGGCCAUGGUAAAAGGAUUCAAAUACAAUCAAAAUUUGCACGUUAUUUUGUUGAUGUAAUAAUCGGGAUUAUAUUUGCCCUGCUAUUGAUGUCAUGUUUGCCAGUUACAAAAUGAUGUGUGAAAUAUAACCUCCAGUUUAAUCUGACACUGCCUUCGU